This is a messenger RNA of Trifolium pratense (red clover), 749 nucleotides long. RefSeq lists its product as uncharacterized. Lineage: Eukaryota; Viridiplantae; Streptophyta; Magnoliopsida; Fabales; Fabaceae. The record is from RefSeq and is a predicted model, not a curated record. The transcript has 5 exons. Gene Ontology annotation, cellular component: chloroplast thylakoid membrane. Bases 86 to 514 code for a protein of 142 amino acids.
UUGUUGUUACUAAAAAUAGAAAAAAGAAAUUGUUGGGAAAGGAUAAAGCGAACGUUGAGUGUGAGGGUGUGUCUGGGCAAAGGCAAUGGCUUCAACCAUUAUUCCUCUAACCAACCCUCAAUUCGCUUCCUUUCAUGUUAACAAUUCUUUUCCAUCCACCAUCUCCAAGUGGGGAUGGAGAAGAGAGCAAGAUGCAAGUAUGGUUUCCAAUAGAAACCAGAGUCAAGCAUUUCGAGUCCUUGCUAAUCCCAAUGUAUCUUCAGGAAAGGAUGGUUCAAAAAAGGAUGUAAUCAUGGUUGAUCCUGUGGAAGCCAAGCGAUUGGCUGCCAAACAAAUGGAAAUAAUUAAAGCAAAAGAAAAACUCAAGAAAAGACGCCAAAUUGAGGCAAUUAAUGGAGCUUGGGCAAUGAUUGGUCUCACGGCUGGCCUAGUUAUUGAAGGUCAAACUGGAAAAAGCAUUUUGACUCAGCUGCAAUACUACUUUGGAGCAAUUAUUCACUUUUUUAUGCAGUAGACAGCCCAAAAGGUGCAUGGAUUAAUGGAUACAUACUAAAAAAAUGCAGAUUCUUUCUCACAUUCUUUGUGAAUAUAUCUGUUAAAGGUUUACCUACCGAUAAGGUUUUUUCUUCUCACACCAAACGAAACCAUGUGAAAAUUUUCACUACUCAAUUUUCUUUGUUACCUAUUGAUGAUACAUAUGUAACAUGAUUUUACAAAAGAAUUGUGCUGCUAGCCAAUUAUUAUUGCUU